UUAGUGUCGAGCGCAAAUACACAACAUUUCAGUCUAACACAAAUCCCACUGUUGAACUCAAAUUGUUUAUUGUCAAUUCCAUAUCCUGUGUCGUCUCGAUCACUUGAGUCGGUGUUGCGUCAUGUUUGCAAGAUGUUUUCGAUUAAACCACACCUUGACACAAUACCUGAUCAUUUUUGGGAGCCUGGUAUUAUUUUUUAGUUUCUAUUAUUUUGAUGGGCACCACCAACUAAUGAAAUCAUCAAUGGCAGAUGCCAUUGAUGAAUGGAUCAAUCAUGAGCCUAUUGAUAAGCAAUCUAGUCCUACUACAACAACAGGAGAUUCAGCAGCAUCUGCUGCAACAUCGUUUAGAUCAACUUGCAGUGCGGCAGCUGAUCGCAGAGGUCCAAACCAAAAUGUCAUCGGCUAUUCCAUGUACGGGAGAAAUUUCUCUGAGCCAAAAUUUUACAACUUGUACUUGAAAUCGUUUAGUGAAACUCUCAAGACGAUUCCGAUCAAAUAUCCAGGCUGGGUGGUGAGGAUAUAUCUCGAGCUGACGAGCGACGACGUGGAGAGUUGGAAAGUCUUCAACGAGAUCUUAGAUUUCAAAAAUCGUGACUACAUUGAUAUUUGCAACGCGACGCAAGUCAUCAUUAAUCGAAAGUUGGGUGAUAUUUUCGAGAUGACUUGGCGAUGGAUGCCAAUGCUGGAUGACAUGGUGGACACCUUGAUGUCGAGGGACUCGGACAGUAUCAUAAUUACUCGUGAACAAGACGCCGUGGCUGAGUGGCUGGCCAGCAACAAAACCUUUCAUCUUAUGAGAGACAAUCCACAUCACUGUUCGUUUUUUGUUGGAUGUUGUUGGGGAGUAAAACUCAGCAAGGACCGCGCUGCAAUCGUUGCCAUAGCCGAAAAGAUGUUCCACGAAAAUCAUUCGCACCAAAAAGGAUACGACCAGAAAUUGCUGAAUAGAUUCUAUCAAUCGAUGGCUGUCAAUAGCAUGGUCGCCCAUGACAGUUACUGCUGUGAAAAGUUCAAGGGCUCCCAACCGUAUCCGACCCCGAGACAAAACGGUUGGUUCAUCGGUGCGGCGCAGCACUCCCCACCGAUUCAGCCAGUUCUAAGUGUUCCAUGUCCUGAGAAUUGCCGACCGCACAACCUGACCGGUCCAUUAGCACUUGCCGAUUGGAGUUUGUGCUAAAAAUUGUUUGUGUCCAUUUUUUAAAAAAUUCUGGAAUGUUGGAAUGAUGGUGACGAUUGGAUCUGAUAUAAAAUUGCGGCUGGUUGAAUUUUUCG
This is a messenger RNA of Daphnia pulicaria, 1275 nucleotides long. RefSeq lists its product as uncharacterized. The transcript has 5 exons. The record is from RefSeq and is a predicted model, not a curated record. The coding region runs from base 122 to 1180 and encodes 352 amino acids. Lineage: Eukaryota; Metazoa; Arthropoda; Branchiopoda; Diplostraca; Daphniidae.